AUGGCGUUUAUCAACUGCCUAAACCAGUGCUCAAAAAUGGCUAACCGCCAGAAAUUACAACCCACGGGGCCGAUGGCGGCCAAGGAAAUGUGGUCCUGCACUUGUGGCCAGCGCUUCAAGGCAACACAUUUCAAUUUGCACAGACAAGCAGACAGGGUUAUCGGGCGACGGGUUCGGAACCUGCCAUACGGUGGGUUGCAUUUCAUCCCUCUAACGGCAUAG
Molecule: messenger RNA, 222 nt
Organism: Pochonia chlamydosporia 170
Lineage: Eukaryota; Fungi; Ascomycota; Sordariomycetes; Hypocreales; Clavicipitaceae
Exons: 1
Coding region: 1-222 (73 amino acids)
Source: RefSeq, a predicted model, not a curated record